AUGCCACUAAAAUUAAAAAUCAAUAAAAUAUAUAUGGAAAGAAAACAAGAGAAAACAUGAAAAGCGAUCAAUGAUACUGUCUCACAAGGACCAAUCGAUAACCCUUCAUCGAGAGUCAGCAAAGCACUGUCCCAACUAAAAACUAUUAAAAAAGAAGCCUUUAUUCCAAAAACUCCAAUCGUCGAAGAAGAAGACGAAAAAAAAUACUUAACAAAAGGCGUUUUCCACCCAGAAUCACUUUUCCGGGUCACUUGGGAUAUUUUUUCUAUGAUUUUAAUUAUUUAUAUCGCAAUUUCAGUCCCGUUUAGAAUUGGGUUUAGUGUCCCAAUUCUUGGAUGGUGAGGAUAUUUUGAAUUUAUGAUUUCCAUAAGUUUUAUGGUGGAUAUUUUAAUCAGUUUUAAUACGGGGUUUUAUUCAAGAGGGUCACUUAUUAUGAAUAGAAAAGAAAUUGCGAUUUUUUACUUGAAGGGAUGGCUUAUUGCAGACGUUGCAUCAAGUAUCCCGUAUACCUGAUUUACAAAUGGAGUGUUUGAAGAAGAUGACUCAAACGGAUCUAUAUAAUUUAUAGUAAUUAGGAAAUUAUUUAUUAUAAAUAUUGUUCUGUUUUUAUUUUAGAUGAUAGAUAUCUUAUUAAUAGUGAAUUUUUUAAAUUAUUAAAAUGGAAUAGCUAUAGCCAGGCAUCCAGGCUAUUGAGAUUUGUGAAAAUUUUCAAAUUUUUAAGGAUUCUUAGGCUUGUAAGGAUUGCUAAAUUGAAAAGAAUUUUGAUUAAAUUAGAAGAUUAUAUAGCAAGCAAUACAAUAGCAACAAUAUUUGUAUUUUUAAGACUUUUAGCAGUGGUUUUCUUUAUUGCACAUUGAACUGCAUGCUGGUGAUUUUUCUUACUUCCUCCUCUUGAGCGAGCAAUGGGGUUAGUUUUUUUUUUAAAUAAAUUUUAUAGCAAAAAUUUUUUGUCGGCAAAAAUAGUGAUAUUCCAAUGGUUUUUUUCGUUCACGAAGGGGGGAGUUAGGAUCUUAUGAUAUGUCAAAUCACCCUCAAACAUGAAUUACGGCUGCAAAAAUUGAUAAUAAAUCAAAUUUCGAAAAAUACGUCACAUCACUGUAUUGAGCGUUCACUACAAUGACGACUGUAGGAUAUGGAGAUAUUGUCCCAUUAACAGUAAGUGAAAAAAUUUAUGCUAUGUUUUCUAUGAUUGUAGCAUGUGGUGUGUUUGCAUAUACUGUUGGGAGUAUUGGAUCAUUAGUAAGCAAACAGAAUGCUGUAGAAAAUGCAUAUAGAGAGCAAGUCGUGGCUGUAAAUCGAUAUAUGAGAAAAAAAGACUUGCCUCAUGAUUUACAGUUCAGAGUAUCUCAAUACACAGGAAAGCUGAGGUGCCUUUUUUACCGCCUUGUCGCUACUCUCACAUGAAUGCUAGCCUCACAAUGCGGCUCUUUCCUCUAAUCCCCAUAAACCAUUCGGAAAUCCAAAAGUAUCGAAAUAUUAGCAGCUUGGAGGACUGUGUCGCUCUAUCCCAUUUCCAACUCUUAUCUACUCUAAUGGGGUUUCCCUUUAGAUCAACUGUGGCAAGAGUUAAAGCACGAUACACAAAGGAUGUGGGUUAGAGCAACACUAGCCAUUUUUUCUUCCUUUGUGCAAAAUUCGACAUGCAAAACCUAUUUACAGUUCAGAGUUAUGCCUUAUUACAGAAGAUGAAUUAAUGAUGCAUUGUAUAAAUAAACAUAACUUUUACAGUAAAAUUAAAAUUACUUUUAUUAUCUAAAAAAUAUCUUAUAUUAUCUAGAAUAGAAGAUAUCUUGAAUAUAUAUGAGAAAAUAAAAAGAAAAGUAAUUUAGACGAAAAACAAAUUUUAUCAUUACUAUCAGAGCCUUUAAGAGAUGAAAUUUACGCACACAUUCAUGGAGUCAUCAUUAAGCUUUGCCCAAUCUUCGAAAAAUAUGAAGCACAUUUUAUAUCACAGCUAACACGAGCAUUGGAAAGUGAGACAUAUGCUCCUGGCGAUACUGUUAUUGAAGAAGGAGAAAUGAGCUCUAAAAUGUAUUUUAUACAAAAUGGAAGAAUUGAUAUAUAUCAUCAUCAAACAAAAUCCACAUUUAAAGAGCUCGGCCCUGGCGAAUAUUUCGGUGAAAUUGCGUUUUUUACCGAAAAACCUCGCUGUGCAUCAGCAAAAUGUCUUGACUUUGUAGACUUAUUAAGCUUAUCCAGGAAUAAUAUGAAUAUAUUGCUAGAAAAGUUCCCAGAAGCCAAAGAGGCUACCGAAUUAAUUUCAAAAAAAUGCGAAGAUGGAGACUAUACAGCGCUGCUUGUAAAAUGCUAUUUAUGCAGAGAACUUGGGCAUGUCUCUGUAAGAUGCAAAAAAGUAUUAUUAAAUCUAGAUCAUGAAGAAACACGGAAAAAUUGGCUUGAAAAGCGAGGUGCCCGAGAAACCAAGUACGUUUAUGCCAAUAUGGACAGAGAGCCUAACUAUCAAAGAGUUCCUCGAGGGCAAAUGCCUUUAUACUACAAAGAAAUAUAAUGGUGACGCUGAUGGAAAGUGGACUCUGAGGCACACUCCUUAUGGAGCAGGUAGGAUCCAUCCUGAUGUGCUGAAAGUAGGGCCUUUGUCCCUAUAGAAGUAGGCCUUCAGGCUUGGGGCUGCCUUGCCGAAGAAGGAAGUUUUAUUUCUCCCCAAGGUUUUCCCUGUCCCUACCAGAUGGGCUAGAUAGGUUUUACUUACUACAUGGUCUUUCCUCAUCGGGACCAUCGGGGCGCUAUCUAAGAGCGGCUCUGUCCAGGCGACCUAAUCCCCUGGACAGGUGGCUCAGGUCAGAAAUCCAAGAUGGUGUCCUCUGAUGCCAUUUUAGAGCCGAGACAGGGCAAAUCGUCAGCGUUUGCGGGAGCACUUAUGGCCGGCUGCUUAAUCACUUAACUUUAUACUACAAUUCCCGAAAUAUCGUUGGCGUCCCCAGGCCUACCAUUAAAAUGUUUCCAAACGAUCCCCAAAUGUAUCCUAAAAUCAAAAUUUAUAAUGAUAAAUAUAUACAGACCCAAAACGCGACAAAUUCCAGCACAAACGCAAACUCCAGCUACGAAAACCAGCAGCCAAGCACAGACUCUUUUGUUAGAAAAUCCAAGCCAAAGUACACUAUGUUUUAUUUAGAUAGUGAAGGAAAUGAAAAUGAGGUUGAAUUAGAGGAGGAAGCGGAAGAGGAAGAAAAUUCAAGGAGCAAAAAAUUUAGAAUGUCACUUGUUGAGCAAGGGCAAUUCCCUGACCAACAACAAGAAAAGACUUCUAAAGAAGCAGACCCGGUUCCUCCGAAGAGAGCGUCAAAUAAGGUUUUACCUUUAAUUGAGCUGCCAAUUGAAGAAACUCCUAUGAAUCGGCAGCCUGUAAACACUCCAGAAAGCAGCUUUUCUGAAGAUGAGUAA
Messenger RNA from Blepharisma stoltei, 3402 nucleotides. The record is from the annotation of a GenBank genome assembly. NCBI's taxonomy places the organism in Eukaryota, Ciliophora, Heterotrichea, Heterotrichida, Blepharismidae.